AUAUAUAUGUAUAUUGGGGUGUUAAGUGUUCGUUGCUCCGACAGGGUCGUGGGGGGUCGUAUAUAUAUCGGGUCGGGGUUACCGCUCAGUAGGGGUUGGAAUCCCGAGGAGCGAACUUCGUUUCAUUCCUAAGCGCAUAAAAAAAAAGAAACACUACUUCCCUCGCAUGUGUUAACCAAACUAAACUCAUGUGUUAAAAAAGAAAUUCAUUAUUUACAACUGUAAAAUCUGUUCAAAUAAUAAAUUUUUAAUUCUUAAGAAAAUAUUUAAAAAAAUUCUUAACUUUUGAGAUAUGAAGAGAGAAGUGAUUUAAAUCGCCCGCGGAAAUCAGAGGACAAUAUAUAAACAUAAGGGUAUCACAAAAAUAGCUUCAAGGGCUGAUAAUAGUGAUAACAGAAAAGUUAAUAUUGAAAGUGAUUCCUAAAAAUUUUCAAGUAGAAAAAUUUGUCAAAGGAUCUUGACAUUAAUCGCAGGAAAUUGAUUGAUCAAAAACGAGCAAAGACCUCGAUUGAUAAUUAUUAUUUUAGAUGCGGGUAAAUUAACCCAAAGAAAUACUUUUUCCCCUCUUUUGUAAAUGAUGAAGUUUUGAAAGUUAAAAAUGUUUUCUUUUUUCUUAAAUGAAAAAGUGAUAAUGAUAAAUUGUGUGUGAGAAGGAGGUGAAAAAAAAACAUAUAUGCAAUUAUUUUUUUUUUCUUAAAGUUUGUUUUAUGAAGGGUUAACUGGCAUUCGAGGUAAACGAACGUGACCAGAAGAAAACAUUCCUAAUCGUCUGAAGCUGCGUCUACUUGGUAUGGAAUGGAAUGCCAAUAGGGUAGCUUCAAAUCGUGCUCAGACUAACCAAUUGCAUUGCCUCUUUUUUCUUUUCCUAUCUGACAAUGAGUUUUCUUCAAGGCACGGCCGCUUGCUGCACGUACCACUCUUAAAGUCAUUGAUUUAGAGGAACGAUAACAUAUAUGAAAGAGGAGGGAAAAGAAAGAGAGAGAGAGAAGCAAAAGAGUGAUUCGUGACUUCCGGUUCGAAAAGCUAAGAAGUUGAAAGGUUUAUAAGAGAGAAAAAAAAAAAGAAGAAUGACCGAAAAAUUGGCCUCAAAUACAUUGCUCUCUAAAAUCGAUAGAGGGCAAUAGAAAAAAAAUUGAAUUGAAAAAGAAAUGUUGUGCUUAGAUAUGAAGUUGGUCUCGCGACUGCGAGGACUGUCCUCGAAUUCAACCUCUUCAAAUUCUUCAACGACCCCUUCAAUUUCCAUUCCUCCUUCAUUUUCUGCAUCGUCAUAUAACUUGGUCGUUGAUAAGCAACGACGAAAAUCGAGACGUGGAAGUGGAGGAAAUAUUAGUCCGAACAGUGAUCACGAGAGUGAUGAAGAUAGCAACAUGCCAAGCAUCAGAAUUGUCAGAAAUCGAUCUCGAUCCGUCUGCAUGCCAGUACUCACAUCUUCACAACUGCGACAUCUUCAUAGACGUGCAAGUCAUCAUGUAUCAUCAACAGACACAGUUUCGAGAAGAGGUGUUUUAUCAAGAAGAUGUUACGGAAGCGUGGAAAUGUUGCCUCAGAUUGAGCAGGAUGGCACAGACAGUGGAAGACGAUUUCGCGUGGAAAAUGGAGAUUCACCAGGCGAGAAAGAAGAGAUGUUUGGUUCACCGAGUACGCCAGUAUUGGAAAAUCCAGAGUACCAGACACGAUGGUACUUCAAAUAUUUUCUUGGCAAAUUACAUCAAAAUUAUGUGGCCUCGGAUCAAGAACGAAAUCCCUUGUUCCUGUCGGUCGUUAUUAGCGAGGGUGGUGAUCAAUGUGUCCCACACUACAGGGUGAUUCUUUGGAGACGCACAGGUGCUCAAAAGAUAUCACUGCCUUACUCGCCAAACAAAACCAUGACUGUCAGGCAAAUUUUGAGCAACUUCUUUGGUCUCGAAAAACUAGACAAAGCCCCGAGGGAAAUAUUUUCACCAGAAAUACAAAAGGAUCUUUUGUUACUUGAAGAACAAGAGGGUUCGGUGAACUUUAAAUUCGGUGUUAUUUAUGCGAAAGAAGGUCAAACAACUGACGACGAAAUGCUAUCGAAUGAAGGAGGCAGCCCAGGUUUUGAGCGCUUCUUGGAAACUCUUGGGGAAAGAAUAAGGCUCAAGGGUUGGGACAAAUACAGAGGCGGUCUUGAUGUAAAAGGUGACAUGACGGGAAAAGAAAGUAUUUACACCGUUUAUGCUGGCCAUGAAGUAAUGUAUCAUGUUAGUACAAUGUUACCACAUUCAAAAGAUAAUCCACAACAAUUGGAACGAAAGCGGCACAUUGGCAAUGACAUUGUUAAUAUUAUUUACACGGAUGAUUCAACAUUUUUGGAAACAUUCAAUCCAAAUUGCAUUAGAAGUCAAUUUACACAUGUAUUUGCUGUGAUAUGCAGUGAAGAGGGUGGAAAUGGAUGGCGAAUAGCUAUUUACUGCGAUGAAAAUGUGCCUCUUUUUGGUCCAAGUCUACCUUGUCCUCCAUUAUUCGAAGAUCAAUGUAAUUUCCGUGAAUUUCUACUGGUCAAAUUGAUUAAUGGAGAAAAGGCAACAUUUGAUACGCCAACAUUCUCAAGAAAAAGGGAAAGAACACUAGACACACUAUUAAGAGAUUUGUAUCAGGAACAUGCUCAAGAAAGUAAAAGCAAUAAUAUGCUUAAUCGUCGAGCAUUGUCCGACGUUGUAGAAACGCCAGGACGACGUCGCGAGGAAACUCGAGCAGUUGAAAUGGUACGUGUUGGACAAGCCCUAAAAUUAGAAGCUAUUGUCCGAGGACUGGCUCCAACAUCAAUGGCAACUGUUGGUCCUUUAAAACCAAGACCAUGGGAGCCAAGAUGUAUAUAUCCUGAUUUUCCACACGAGAUUAUUUGUGGUGAUGUAUGGUCGGAUAGUAAACUUAUUCUAGCAACUGAAUCAGGAACAUUCCUUUUAGAGGACGGCAUUUCUCAUCGUCUUCUCUUUGACAAAUCGGUGCAAAUCAAACAGUUGGAUGUAGUUGAGCAACACGGAAUCCUUUUGUUUCGAGCAGGGGACAAAGGUAAGGAGAGCAACGUCCAUGUAUUUCGAUUAAGUGAACUGGAAGGAGAUCUCUUGGCGAAUAUGGAUCUCAAUGAUGAUGAUGAGGAAGAAGAUAAUCUCGAGAACUCUGCUCAUUUAUCAAGUCCUGGACCUACUUCAAAGACACCCGCAGCCAAGAAUCGUUCUCAAGUUAAGGAAAGAAAAUUAGAACGCACACGAGGUUGUAAUUUAUACAGCAUCACAAGACAAGGUGGCUCUCAUUUACGAAUGUGUGUUGCAGUUGGACGAAGGUUAACUGUUCUCCAAUGGAAACACAAUGCAGCUUGGACGACUUGGUGUGCAUCAGCAGAUACUGAUACUGUCGAUGGUUUUCUCCUUUUAAAGGAAUUGAAUGCCAGUGAACAGCCCUCCUUAGUGACUAUUAUUGAAAGCUCAGAACUUGGAAAUGAAUGGGUACUUUGCUGCGGUUUACGACAUAGUUUCGAGCUAAUUUCGGCGAAUGGAACAUCAAGAAUUCUUCAUCUCGAGGGAACUGUCAAGCCUCAUUUGAUUGCUGCUCUAGAUCUUUGUGAAGAUGAAGAGCCAGAAGUUUUAUUAUGCUACAAUAAUACAUGUCACUUUCAAAAAUUAACGGAAGAAAAUGCAUCUCCAACGGAGUUUGAUUUUAAUUGGAACUCCGUACCUGUAACUGUUGCUUGUGCCUUCCCCUACGUGAUUGCCUUUACUGCAGACAUCAUGGAAAUUCGCUUGAUAAUAAAUGGAAAUUUGGUUCAUACUAUUGCAAUGCCAAAUUUGUGUUUAAUAUCAUCGAAACGAGAUAUUUUCUUCGCAACUACUGCUCCUGAAUUUUUAGCUUCAAAAUGUGAAAAAAUUCGAUUGGACACCAAUAAGUCAGAGAAAGAAGAACGAAGUAACAGUCCACCGUCAUCUCAAAACAGUUUUCAAAGUUCACAGGGUGACAACAAACCAAUGAGAAUCUAUCGCAUUCCUUUACAAACUCUAUCGAGAACAUCAGUUACCAGUUGCAGUGAAAGAAGAUGUGCAAGUCCGGCAGAACCAAAUGAUAAACCACCUACAACAAAUGAUAGAAAUUUCCUCAGUGCAGAACCACACAGAUCUUUAAGCAGAUCAUGCAGCAGUAGUCCAACUCCUAGUUUAGGGACAUCUAUUUCCAGCUCUUCGAGUAAAUAAUAAGAAAAAGAAUUGUAUUUUAAUAUCCGUUUAUGCCAAAGAAUAAUGAUUUGCUAAUUAACGAAUGUUAAAAAUUUAACUAACAGAAUUUUGAAUAAUACCAAAUUUUACUAUACGGAUAAGUUGAAAAGUCAAUUUAAGAUAAAAAGAAAAAGAAUGAAUGGCAAAAACUUAUUUGUAUGAGGCAGCAAUAAAUAUAAGGUAAAAAUAUUAUUAAUACAAAUUAAUUUAUUGCAAGAAAGAAAAGAAAUGAAUAGAGAAAAUCUUUUUUAAAAAAAAGAAAAAGAGUAAAAGCAGUAAAUUAUAAUUCAAAGCAAAACAAUCAAAAUGUGUUGUGAAAAAAAAUGUCAAUGCAAAUAAAAGUUGUGUUACAUCUAAAAAAAAAAAAUCAUGAGAAUAGGGACAAGUAACUUUAAUUAUAAAUUACAAUUUACAAAUCUGGUUCACAAUAAAAAAGAAUGCAGUAUUGCUAUAGGCACAUACUGCAGUGCAAGUGAAACACAUUAUGAGGUCAACGUGCGCGGAUCGAUAUAACACAACUUUUCAAUGCACAUUACGACAAUGUUAAUUAUUUAAAAAAAAAAAAUUUUAAUCUAAGAUUCCAUAUUUAUUGUAAAUCAUUGAAAAAUGAAAAUCAAAUAAUAAUAAAGAAAAAAAUAAUAAUGUUGCAAAAAA
Leptopilina boulardi is the source of this 4877-nucleotide messenger RNA. Its product is annotated as GTPase-activating Rap/Ran-GAP domain-like protein 3. The coding region runs from base 1149 to 4202 and encodes 1017 amino acids. Gene Ontology annotation, cellular component: cytoplasm. The record is from RefSeq and is a predicted model, not a curated record. NCBI's taxonomy places the organism in Eukaryota, Metazoa, Arthropoda, Insecta, Hymenoptera, Figitidae. The transcript is spliced from 18 exons. Gene Ontology annotation, molecular function: GTPase activator activity. Gene Ontology annotation, biological process: activation of GTPase activity; regulation of small GTPase mediated signal transduction.